AUGGCGGACAUAGCAAACCUGCUCCAGGGCUUGGUGAGGAAGCAAACUGAGCACGAUGCAAAAUGGGAGCAGGAAAAGCUACAGCAGGAGAACCGGUGGCAGUCCAUGGAGCGCCGGGUGGACCAGCUUCAGCAGGAGGUGAAAGCUGAGCGUCCAGAUACUCCUCCAGUGGUGGUCGGUGCAGCACCUGCAGCUCAAGCAGAAAGCCCCAAUGUUCCAGCUAUGUUGCACGAGGAAGAGCAGGGGUGGAGUGGACCACUGGCGCCGACGCUGCGGGACCUGGACGCGACUUAA
Messenger RNA from Knipowitschia caucasica, 294 nucleotides. NCBI's taxonomy places the organism in Eukaryota, Metazoa, Chordata, Actinopteri, Gobiiformes, Gobiidae. The record is from the annotation of a GenBank genome assembly.